This is a messenger RNA of Linum trigynum, 902 nucleotides long. Lineage: Eukaryota; Viridiplantae; Streptophyta; Magnoliopsida; Malpighiales; Linaceae. The record is from the annotation of a GenBank genome assembly.
CACGACCUCACCUCCUCCAUCCUCUCCCUCGCCGACACCCGCCGCCGCCGCCUCCGCCUCUCAGCCCUCCUCAGUCCUCACCUCCCCCGCCACCUUCUCCCUCGCCCUCUCCCACCUCCACUCCCUCUCCCUCCCUCAAAACACUUCCUCCCUCGCCAUUCGCCAAACACUUCCUCUUCUCCCUCGCCAUUCCCACUGUUGACUGUUCCCCCGCCAAUUCUUCUUCCUUCUUCUUCUCUCACAUUUCUCCAUGGAAACAGAUCUGGAGCCUGGAGGGGUCGCGGGGAGGGGAGGGGAGGCGCAACGACGGGCGGUGAGGCGACGGGCGGCGAGGCACGGCGAGGAUCCUGGCCUCCACUUGGAGCCGCCGUCGCUGGAAGCCCUAAUUUUGCAGAGGAAGACGCGGCCCAAAUUUCCGGCGCCGAGGAGGCGGAGCAGCUUGAGGUGGCUGAGGUGGAGGCGCCCGUCGGAGGAGAGGUUCGUGGCGGUCCUGAUUGCGGACCAGUGAGGGUCGGAUCUGCGGUGGUGUAGCGAGUUGUAGGAAGAAAGAGAGAAGAAGAGUUGAAGGAGUUGUAGGAAGAAAGAGAGAAGCUGGAGGGGUCACCUUCUCUAUUUUAUAUUUUUUCGGUUGUGGGUCGGUCGGCCGGUUAGCCGCGGUUAACCGCCUUCGGUUACUCGGCUAACCGGAGAACCCUUCAGUCUUGCCUAACACCGACCGCGACUAAUAACCGGUCGGUUUUCGGUUAGUGACUAGCCGGCGGUUAGCGGUUAAAACCGCCGAUUAGCCGCUAACCGGAAACCGAUCUGCCACCCCUAAUAGGAUCCACUGUUUUUCUUCUUCUUCUUCCUUUCUUUAUUCGCCUUCUGCUACGGUGUUACAAGAAUAAGUAGUUGAUAGGAUG